AUGACUGUGCUGAGGCGGCUGCUUCGCCAGCAGCAGCGAAGACAGCUGCAUUUCGGCAAGGCCGCUCUUGCUGUUCCAGAAACGCCUGCGGUCUUUGCCUUUCAGACCACCACAAAAUUCCCGACGCAGCUCUCAGAUGUAUACGUAUCUAACCGCGAUUUUCCGCCUUAUCUUCUGCCAGCUGUUAUCGCCCCGACGGCGGCGUUGACUCAUCCUUGUCCUCCUUGUCCUAUCGAUAAUUUUGAGAGUUUGCUAGCCCCUCAUCGCUCCAGGAACUACCCCACCACCACCAAUUUACACUCCGCCACCGCUGCUCCUACUACACGAAAUAAUACUCUCGAGAUUUCUGCCGCCGCGAUACCUUCUCUUUCUUCUUUUUCCCACAACAACAACAGCAACAACAUCCGAACGAACCCUACUCCCUCCUGUUUCCGAGCGCGACACCUUUCUUCUAUCCUCCAGCGUAACCCCCGACUCUUCUCUACACGAAACUACUCGACUCUGCCGACCAUGGCGGAUAAGUGGACUGGCCAAAAGGUCCGCCAGACUUUCCACAAUUUCUUUGCGGAGCGGGGCCAUACUAUCGUCCCGUCCUCCUCCGUCGUCCCUCACAAUGACCCCACCCUUCUCUUCACCAAUGCCGGCAUGAACCAAUUCAAGCCCAUAUUCCUCGGAACCGUUGGAAAGACGGAUGAUAUGGCGAACCUGAAGCGUGCUGCCGAUACCCAAAAGUGCAUCCGUGCUGGAGGCAAACAUAACGAUCUUGACGAUGUCGGCAAGGACAGCUAUCACCAUACAUUCUUCGAAAUGUUGGGAAACUGGUCCUUUGGAGAUUAUUUCAAAAAGGAGGCCAUCGAGAUGGCUUGGGAGCUUCUGACCAAGGUGUACGGGCUGGAUCCUGCGCGCCUCUACGUCACCUACUUCGAGGGCAGCGAGGCCCUGGGGCUUGAGCCUGAUGUGGAGGCCAAGGAGCUGUGGAGAUCUGUCGGCGUCCCCGAAGACCACAUCCUUCCCGGAAAUGUGAAGGACAACUUUUGGGAGAUGGGCGACCAAGGCCCUUGCGGUCCCUGCAGUGAGAUCCACUACGACAAGGUUGGCGGUGGUCGCAAUGCAUCGCACCUCGUCAACCAGGACGACCCUCUCGUGGUCGAGGUCUGGAACAUCGUCUUCAUCCAGUUCGAUCGCCAACAGGACAAGAGCUUGAAGACCCUUCCCGCCAAGCAUAUCGACACCGGCAUGGGUUUCGAACGUCUCGUUUCGGCCCUCCAAGACACCACCUCCAACUACGCCACCGACGUGUUCACUCCUCUCUUCAAGCAAAUACAAGAAGUCACUGGUGCCCGGCCGUACAGCGACAAGUAUGGAAAGGAUGAUGCCGACGGCAUCGAUACCGCCUACCGUGUUGUUGCCGACCACAUCCGACUCUUGACCUUCUCCAUCGCCGACGGUGCUGUCCCCAAUAACGACGGCCGCGGUUACGUCGUCCGCCGAGUCCUCCGUCGUGGUGCCCGCUAUGCCAGGAAGUACUUCAAUACCGAGAUUGGUGCCUUCUUCUCCAAGAUCCUUCCGGCCUUGGUGCAGCAGAUGGGUGAGGAGUUCCCCGAGAUUGUCAAGAAGCAACAGGAUAUUCAGGAGAUCCUUGAUGAGGAGGAAGUCGCCUUCGCCCGUGCCCUGGACCGUGGUGAGGUCCAAUUCGAGAGGUACGCCAAAGAUGCGCUCGCUAGGGAGGACAAGAAGCUCGACGGUGCUCUUGUCUGGCUUCUCUACGAGACCUUCGGUUUCCCCGUCGAUCUUACCAAGUUGAUGGCUGAGGAGAAGGGACUUAAAAUUGAUGAUUCCGAGGUCGAGGUUGCGCGCGAGAAGGCCAGGGAAGCUAGCAAGGUCGUCAAGGAUGCGGUCCAGACUUUCAGCAAGCUCAACGUCCACCAGAUUGCCGAGUUGGAGCAGCAAUUCGCCAUCGAGCGGACCGACGACGACGCCAAGUACCGCAAGGAGGAGAUUGCCGGCAAGGUUCAGAUUAUCUUCGACGGCAAGGCUUUCGUCAAGUCCACUAAAGACCUCCCCCCCAACACGCCUAUCGGCGUUCUUCUCGACAAGACCAAUUUCUACGCCGAAUCUGGUGGUCAGGUUGCCGACACCGGCAGGUUAGUCAUUGAUGGCUCCACCGAAUUCAAGGUUCUCGAUGUCCAGGCAUUCGGCGGGUACAUCGUACACAACGGCUACCUCGAGUACGGCCAGCUCUCCGCCGGAGAUGAGGUCGUUUGCGAUUACGAUGAGCUCCGGAGAUCGCCCAUCAGGAAUAACCAUACUAGCACCCAUAUCCUUAACCACUCUCUAAGGGAGGUCCUUGGAGACGAUGUGCACCAGAAGGGUUCCCUCGUCGACGCAGACAAGCUCCGCUUCGACUUCUCGCACAAGACCGCCGUUACCCUUCCAGAGCUCAAGAAGAUUGAGGAUCUCUCGAACGAAUGGGUCAAGAAGAAUGUCAAGAUCUACGCCAAGGACCUCGACCUCGACGUCGCCAGGUCCAUCGAAGGAUGCCGUGCCGUGUUCGGCGAGACCUACCCCAACCCCGUCCGCCUCGUCUCGGUCGGCAUGGACAUCGACAAGAUGGUCGCCGACCCCAAGAACCCCGAGUGGCACAAGUACAGCAUCGAGCUGUGCGGUGGCACCCACGUCGACCAGACUGGCAUCAUCAAGGACUUCAUCCUCGUCGAGGAGUCUGGCAUCGCCAAGGGCAUCCGCCGCAUCAUCGCCUACACCGGCGACGCCGCCCACGAGUGCCAGCGCAUCGCCGACGACUUCUCCAAGCGUCUCGACGCCCUCGAGAAGCUCCCCAACGGACCCGAGAAGGAGCAGGCUGUCAAGACCACCGGCGUCGACCUCUCCCAGCUCACAAUCUCCACGCUGACCAAGGAUGCGUUGAAGAAGCGGUUCGAGAAGAUUUCGCAGGCUGUUCUCGCUGAGCAGAAGAAGCGCCAGAAGGCUGAGUCGAAGACCGCCAUGGAUGCCGUUCUCGAGCAUUUCAAGAAGGAUGAGGAGGCGAAGUGGUUCGUUGGACGGUUGCCCAUUUCGGCUAAUGCCAAGGCUAUCUCCGAAGUUGUCAACUAUUACAAGUCUAAGGAUAAGGAGAAGUCGGUGUAUCUCUUUGGUGGCAGCAAGGAGGAAGGCGCUGUCUGUCAUGCCGUCUACGUUGGAACUCAUCUCGCCUCUAAUGGUGUUACCGCCGAGGCCUGGGCUACCAGCGUGACGGAGGUCAUUGGCGGUCGUGCCGGCGGCAAGGAGCCCACGAGGCAAGGACAGGGUGCCAAGCCCGAGCUUAUUGAUGACGCCGUCUCCGUCGCUGCGAAGUGGCUCGAGGAGAAGCUCAAGUUGUAA
Scedosporium apiospermum is the source of this 3378-nucleotide messenger RNA. RefSeq names its product Alanyl-tRNA synthetase. Gene Ontology annotation, biological process: alanyl-tRNA aminoacylation; tRNA modification. NCBI's taxonomy places the organism in Eukaryota, Fungi, Ascomycota, Sordariomycetes, Microascales, Microascaceae. Gene Ontology annotation, cellular component: cytoplasm; mitochondrion. Gene Ontology annotation, molecular function: ATP binding; nucleic acid binding; aminoacyl-tRNA deacylase activity. The coding region runs from base 1 to 3378 and encodes 1125 amino acids. The transcript has 6 exons. The record is from RefSeq and is a predicted model, not a curated record.